Messenger RNA from Chrysemys picta bellii (western painted turtle), 3406 nucleotides. It is a transcript of the gene SERTAD1, whose product is annotated as SERTA domain containing 1. Gene Ontology annotation, cellular component: nucleus. Lineage: Eukaryota; Metazoa; Chordata; Testudines; Emydidae. Gene Ontology annotation, molecular function: transcription regulator activity. The record is from RefSeq and is a predicted model, not a curated record.
GGGCUGGGCUCAGAACCGGCCGUGGCCCCCCCAGCCCAGCUCCGGGCACUGACCUUUGGCUCCAGGGGCGCAGUCCUCCUGCUCCGGCCAUGGGGUGUAAAACGUGCGGCCGGAGCUGUGGGCCGGCCCCGUCUCAGGCGUUGGGCCCAGUCCGGGUUCCCAAGGGCGCAGAGACACCUGGGUUCGCUUUUGUGACCUGUCUGAGCCUCAGUUUCCCCAUCUGUAGGCAUUGCUCCGUCAUGUGCAGGCUGCCUGGAGACCUCUGCAUGCAAAGCCCUCUGUCACAGCAAGGGCAUUAGACGGGUUAGGGUUCGUUCUCCUCUCAGCCGCUUCAGGACAGGACCAAGACACCCUGCCAGGGGGCCUGGGUGUGGGGCAAGUGGGUCCUGCUGCUACUGCCCGGAGCUGUCAGUCUGGCGCCCUGGAGCCACACAUGUUUAAAACUUUCUGGGUCUGAUUCUCCGUGUGCCCAGGGCACCUGCUUGUCUCCCUGCCAAGCCAGUGCCAGGCGCUGCCGGUUCAGCCUGGCUGCAGCUGUGGCCUAGAGGACAGAGCAAUUGUCUGGGCCUUAGGAAACCUGGGUUCUAGCCCUGGCUCUCCCUGGCCUGCUGGGUGACCUUGGGCAAGUUGUGGUGCUCCGUGCCUCAGUUUCCCCAUCUAUACAAUAGAGAGAAUGUGAUACUGGCCUCCUCUGUAAAGUGCUUUGUAAAUUUGUGUAGCUGUAAUUCUGUGUCCUGCGGUAACCGCCCCUAGGAAAUCAAGGCCCUGCGGCGCGACGGUAUCAGUAUGUUAGUUCUUUGGGGCAUUUGUCCCGGGCCCUGCUCCGAAUACCAGCGAUUAACAGGGAUAAUACGCCAUCCAUGAUUACUAAUAAUUUAUAUUAGGGUAGCACCCGAGGGCUCCAAUCGGGCUCUGGGGCCCAUCACACCGGGUGCUGCACAGACCCUGCGGGAGAUGUAGCCCCUGCCCCAAGAGCUCCCCGUCUGGGUAGACAAUGCUGAGAGGGGAAACUGAGGCACAGAGCAGGGAGGGGGUGUGCUCAAGGCCACCUGGGGCAGAGCUGGGAGUGGAACCAGCCCUGUGACCUGCUCACUGGUUCGAAUGCUGCCUUGGGUCCCGGCUGGUGCUUGGUUCGUAUCGAGCCCUUCGGAGGCAGGUGCCUGGAAACCAUGGGCUGUGAUUCAUCUGUCAUCCGCACGACACCGUGGUGUUAGUCACGUUGUGUCAUCUCCGUGACACACACGGGGGCGUCUCUGGCACAGCAGCUCUGCUGCAUCCCACAGGCCAUGAUCCCAGCACAGGCCCUGGGGCAGGCGGUGUCAGGAAACCCCCCUUGUGCCCCUGGGUUGGGGGUCGGGGCGGUGUCCCCGGGGCUUUGGCCAGUACUGGUUCGGGGGAGCCGGAAGUGCAGAUCCCCGCCCCACUUGGGCUCUGUGCUUUGGAGGGUGUGGACAGGGAGAGGAGCGGGACCCAGACUUCUUCCAGGGACCAUAUGGCCUGGUGCUAAAAGCUAUACAACCACGUCCCCUAUACAAUGCCGGCACACAGGAACUGAACAAACACCCCUCCCUUUAGGAAGGGCAGGCCUAUAGGUCAGUAUAGACACCCUCCCCAGGCUGUAUAGUUCACUAUUGACUGACGCUCCCUCCCCCCAGUCCAAGCCGGUUAAGGGCCGGCCUGGUGUCUCUCCCUGCAGGCCCCUCUCGGGAGCUUUCCAGCCUUGGCAGCUCCGGCAGGGGGAGGAACCGCAGGGAGGCCUCGGCUGGGGGAGGCUGAGCCGGAUCCCGUCUCCUCCCCCGCCGCCUGGGAAGAGAGCUCCAGAGGGAGGGUGUCGGCCUGCGGGAGAGGGGUGUGCCCCCCCUUUCCACUGUAGGGAGCAGAUUUUUGCUUCCCGCAGGGGACUGGGGCUGUCAGACACGGGCCCCCUCUGGGAAGGGCUGCAGCUCGGUGACAACAGCACAGAGCCAUGCAGGGCAAAGGCGUGAAGCGCCCGCGCGGGGAGAUGGAGGGCGGCGAGCCGGAGCCCCGAGACCCCGGCGCCGCCCCGGCCAGCUCCUUGUUCAACAUCUCCAUGGUGAAGCUGCACCAGAGCCUGCGGCGCGUGGAGCCCAACCUGCGGCACUUGGUGCUGGUGGCCAACACCUUGCGCCGGAUGCAGGAGCAGAUGCAGCGGGAGGCGGUGGGGCCGGCGGCCCCGGACAGCCCCGAGGCCCCGCCCGUGGUGGAUUCUCCUGCCCCCGUCUCAGACUCCAGGGACAGUGGGCUGGAGCCCUGCCGGCCGCCACCCUCCGACAAGCAGGGGGACGAUCUCCUCCUCUCCACCAUGGACACCUCCAUCUCCACCAUCCUGGAGGACCUGGGUCAGGUGGAGGCGCUGAGCCCCGCCCGGCCCGAAGAGGAGCAGCCGUUGGCCGGCGCGUCUGGAGCCCGGCAGGAGCCGGCUAGGACCUCAGGCCCUUGCUUGGGCCCCCUGGAGCUGCUCAGCUCGGCCAGCUACCUGCUGGAGGACGGCCUGGAGGACAUCUUCGAGGACAUCGACACCUCCAUGUACGACUGCGACCUGUGGUCGCCCACCAGCCUCUCCGGCUUCAAGGCUUUCUCCGGUGCGGAGGACUCGGACAGCAAGGCGCUCGCCGGCGCCGAAGACCGGCUGGACAUGAGCGACCUGGACUACCUGAUGGACGUGCUCGUGGGGGGUCACGCGCUCUGAGGGCGGGGGGCAGAGGGAGGGUGACAGUAUUAAAUACCCCUGCUCUAAUUUAUUAGGGGCCCGAUCCUCAGCUGUCAGUGGAGCCGGCUGAUCCCUGCUGCAGACCCGGCCCUAUGUGCCUCGGCCUGAAUGCUCAGCCAGGCUCGGGACCCUCUGCCCUGCCUGGGGUGGCGUCGGCCCCCUGAGGAGUCCCGUGCGUAGGGGCCUCCCUGGUCAGUGCGGAGCUGGUGUAAUGGCCCUGUUCCCAGCCCCUGACGUCGGGGGUGGAUCGGGGGGGUGGCUGGAGCACACUGUGCUGUGGUGUUCUCAGCCCCCUGGGGCCCAUAGCGGGAGAAGCAGCAGUUAGAGCAGCCCUGAGGUUGCUCUAACUGACACCAGGGCUCAGAGUACGGGGAGCGCAAAGGAGCCUUAAAGCCACCGUAACCCCCGGCCCAAGAGCAAGAGCUGAGAAUGGCAACAUGUCCAGUAAGCCCCUCCCCACUGCCCUGCCCCGUCUCGCCCCCAACCCCCCAUCCUAGCUAGAUGAGCCGUGGCAGGGGAGGGUAACAGGCCGUUUCCUGGCCCGUGGUGGCUCCCAGGUUGGGCUCUGAACGGUUUGGAAGUAACUUAUUGUCUGAGCGAUGGGGAAAGUGUCGGAAGCUCCCGAAAAGCCGCUGUGAACUGCUGUGAAAGGAAAAUAACAGCCCUGGCUCUGUA